Messenger RNA from Ochotona princeps (American pika), 3396 nucleotides. RefSeq names its product vav guanine nucleotide exchange factor 2 (gene VAV2). Gene Ontology annotation, cellular component: cytoplasm. Bases 463 to 3069 code for a protein of 868 amino acids. NCBI's taxonomy places the organism in Eukaryota, Metazoa, Chordata, Mammalia, Lagomorpha, Ochotonidae. Gene Ontology annotation, molecular function: protein binding; guanyl-nucleotide exchange factor activity. Gene Ontology annotation, biological process: cell migration; intracellular signal transduction; regulation of GTPase activity. The record is from RefSeq and is a predicted model, not a curated record. The transcript has 28 exons.
AGCCCUCGGGCGGGGUGGACAAAGCGGCGGCGGCGGCGUAGCGGCCAGGCCCCGGACGCGCGGAGCCGGCGACCCGCCGGGCCUUUGUCUCGGGCAGGGCAGGCGCGGCGGCCGCGGGGCGCCCCGAGCGCAGGAUGAGGCGCACGGCCGGGCGGAUCGGGGAGCGCUGUGGCGGCCGCCGGCGUGGAGCCCGGCCUGGGGCCCGCGGGCACUUGUGUGCGUGAAGCGGACACCGGCGCGGCCGCACGUGGGCGGGAGCUGCGGACGGCUGGGAGCCCCGGCAGGAGGAGGAGGAAGAGGAGGAAGAGGAGGAGACGCGCGGCGGUGCAGCGGGGACCCGGGGCCGUCCGCGCAAAGCCCCGCCCCGGCCGCCGAGCCCCGCGCGGGCGGGCGGGAUGCCCCGCGGCCGCCGCACUUGGGCCGGAGCGCGGUGCUGAGCGCGCGGCCGGCGCCGCGGGCGCCAUGGAGCAGUGGCGGCAGUGCGGCCGCUGGCUCAUCGACUGCAAGGUCCUGCCGCCCAACCACCGCGUCGUGUGGCCCUCGGCCGUGGUCUUCGACCUGGCGCAGGCUCUGCGCGAUGGGGUCCUCCUGUGCCAGCUGCUGCAUAACCUCUCUCCGGGCUCCAUUGACCUCAAGGACAUCAACUUCCGGCCGCAGAUGUCCCAGUUCCUGUGCCUGAAGAACAUUCGCACCUUCCUCAAAGUGUGCCAUGACAAGUUCGGACUGAGGAACAGUGAGCUCUUCGACCCCUUCGACCUCUUCGAUGUCCGCGACUUUGGAAAGGUCAUCUCAGCAGUGUCGCGACUUUCCCUGCACAGCAUCGCCCAGAACAAAGGCAUCAGGCCGUUUCCCUCAGAGGAGACGACAGAAAACGACGAUGACGUCUAUCGUAGCCUGGAGGAGCUGGCUGAUGAACAUGACCUGGGGGAGGACAUUUAUGACUGUGUCCCCUGCGAGGAGGAAGGGGACGACAUCUAUGAGGACAUCAUCAAGGUGGAGGUGCAGCAGCCCAUGAAAAUGAGCAUGAGCGAGGAUGACAAACGCAACUGCUGCCUGCUGGAGAUCCAGGAGACGGAGGCCAAGUACUACCGCACGCUGGAAGACAUCGAGAAGAACUACAUGAGCCCCCUGAGGCUGGUGCUGAGCCCCGCCGACAUGGCUGCUGUCUUCAUCAACCUGGAGGACUUGAUCAAGGUACACCACAGCUUCCUGCGGGCCAUCGACGUGUCCAUGAUGGCAGGGGGUGGCACACUGGCCAAAGUCUUCCUGGAUUUCAAGGAGAGGCUCCUGAUCUACGGGGAAUACUGCAGCCACAUGGAGCACGCACAGCACACACUGAACCAGCUGCUGGCCAGCCGGGAGGACUUCCGGCAGAAGGUGGAGGAGUGCACGCUGAAGGUCCAGGAGGGCAAGUUCAAGCUGCAGGACCUGCUGGUGGUGCCCAUGCAGAGGGUCCUCAAAUACCACCUGCUGCUCAAGGAACUUGUGAGCCAUUCGGCCGACCGGCCCGAGAGGCAGCAGCUCAAGGAGGCACUGGAAGCCAUGCAGGACCUGGCCAUGUACAUAAACGAGGUCAAGCGGGAUAAAGAGACCUUAAAGAAGAUCAGCGAGUUCCAGAGCUCCAUCGAGAACCUCCAAGUGAAGCUGGAGGAGUUCGGGAGGCCCAAGAUUGACGGCGAGCUCAAAGUACGCUCCAUAGUCAACCACACCAAACAGGACAGGUACCUGUUCCUGUUUGACAAGGUAGUCAUUGUGUGCAAGAGGAGAGGCUACAGCUACGAGCUGAAGGAGGUCAUCGAGCUGCUCUUCCACAAGAUGACCGACGACCCCAUGAACAACAAGGACAUCAAGAAGUGGUCGUACGGCUUCUAUCUGAUCCACCUCCAAGGGAAGCAGGGCUUCCAGCUCUUCUGCAAGACGGAAGACAUGAAGAGGAAGUGGAUGGAGCAGUUUGAGAUGGCCAUGUCCAACAUCAAGCCCGACAAGGCCAACGCCAACCACCACAGCUUCCAGAUGUACACGUUCGAGAAGGCCACGAGCUGCAAGGCCUGCAGGAUGUUCCUCAGGGGGACCUUCUACCAGGGUUACCUAUGCACCAAGUGCGGUGUUGGUGCACACAAGGAGUGCCUGGAGGUCAUGCCCGCCUGCAAGAUCAUGUCACCGGCGGACCUGGACACAUCUGGAGCAGGACCUGGUCCCAAGAUGGUGGCCGUGCAGAACUACCAUGGCGCGCCAGCCCCUCCCGGGAAGGCCGCACUCACCUUCCAGACGGGAGACGUCAUUGAGCUGCUGCGAGGGGACCCCGAGGCUCCGUGGUGGGAGGGCCGGCUGCUGCAGACCAGGAAGUCGGGCUAUUUCCCCAGCUCUUCUGUGAAGCCCUGCCCGGUGGAUGGAAGGCCGCCCGUCAGCCGGCCGCCGUCUCGGGAGAUGGACUACACCGUGUACCCCUGGUUUGCAGGCAACAUGGAGAGGCAGCAGACAGACAACCUGCUCAAGCCCCAUGCCAGCGGCACCUACCUCGUCCGCGAGCGGCCCGCCGAAGCCGAGCGCUUUGCCAUCAGCAUCAAGUUCAACGAUGAGGUCAAACACAUCAAGGUGGUGGAGAAGGACAGCUGGAUUCACAUCACAGAGGCCAAGAAGUUUGAAAGCCUCCUGGAGCUGGUGGAGUACUACCAGUGCCACUCACUCAAGGAGAGCUUCAAACAGCUGGACACGACACUCAAGUACCCCUACAAGUCCCGGGAGCGCGCCACCUCCAGGGCCUGCAGCCGCACCCCAGCUUCCUGCGCUUCCUACAACUUCUCUUUCCUCAGCCCUCAGGGCUUUGGCUCUGGUGCCCAGGGCCCCUCCGCUCCCUUCUGGUCAGUGUUCACACCCCGGGUCAUCGGCACAGCCGUGGCCAGGUACAACUUCGCUGCCCGGGACAUGCGGGAGCUCUCGCUGCGGGAAGGCGACCUGGUCAAGAUCUACAGCCGCAUAGGUGGGGACCAAGGCUGGUGGAAGGGCGAGACCAACGGACGGAUCGGCUGGUUCCCUUCGACGUACGUGGAGGAGGAGGGUGUCCAGUGACAGCCUGCAGGCCGGGGGCAGUCCCGGGAGAGACCAACGAAGCCAUGCUUGGCGAGACGCCCGCAGACCUUGCAGGCCUCGACACCCUGCGGGGAGGGGCAGGUGUUGCUGAGGGCGCCCGAGCGACGCGUGGCCGUCUUCUGCCCGGGGCGCCUGCUUGUACAUAGAAGAAAGCAGCUGCCGUGUGUGUCCGGCUGGCACAGUGUUCCAGAGCCUUCCCAGGGAGGGCUGGGGGCCGCAGAGGGACCUGGCCUCUGGCCAGCCCCACCCUGUUUCUUCCUACUUCUCUCAGGGGGUCUUGGGGCCUGGGAGGCAGGAGGGACCAGA